Molecule: messenger RNA, 833 nt
Organism: Cyprinus carpio (common carp)
Lineage: Eukaryota; Metazoa; Chordata; Actinopteri; Cypriniformes; Cyprinidae
Gene: rpl10a
Product: ribosomal protein L10a
Exons: 6
Coding region: 9-788 (259 amino acids)
Biological process (GO): translation
Cellular component (GO): large ribosomal subunit
Molecular function (GO): structural constituent of ribosome; RNA binding
Source: RefSeq, a predicted model, not a curated record
GAGUACAUAUGUCUGUGGCCACAACAAUCAUGGCGGCUCCGGAAGUACGGUUUUCACACUCAGGCGCAUAUAUUCGACGCAACUUCCCUUCAUACUUCCUUUUUCGAGCUCCGUGUGAAGGGAGGCAUCGCGGCAAAAUGAGCAAGGUCUCAAGAGACACUUUGUACGAGGCUGUUCGGGAGGUCCAGGCUGGUUCCCGUCUUAAGAAGAGAAAGUUUCUUGAGACUGUGGAGCUGCAGAUCAGCUUGAAGAACUACGAUCCCCAGAAGGACAAGCGUUUCUCAGGCACUGUCAGGCUGAAGACCACCCCACGUCCCAAGUUCUCCGUGUGCAUCCUUGGUGACCAGCAGCAUUGUGAUGAAGCCAAGGCCGCUGAGCUUCCACACAUGGACAUCGAGGCUCUUAAAAAGCUCAACAAGAACAAGAAACUGGUCAAGAAGCUGGCAAAGAAGUACGAUGCUUUCCUGGCUUCUGAGUCUCUGAUCAAGCAGAUUCCUCGUAUCCUGGGACCUGGCCUCAACAAGGCAGGAAAGUUCCCCUCUCUGCUCACCCAUAACGAGAACCUGGGCACCAAGGUGGAUGAAGUCAAAUCCACCAUCAAAUUCCAGAUGAAGAAGGUUCUGUGUCUGGCUGUGGCUGUUGGUCACGUCAGGAUGACCGAGGAAGAGCUGGUCUACAACAUCCACCUGGCUGUGAACUUCCUGGUGUCUCUGCUGAAGAAGAACUGGCAGAACGUGAGAGCGCUCUACAUCAAGAGCACCAUGGGAAAGCCACAGCGCCUCUAUUAGAGACUGUUCCUCAAUUUUCUACAAUAAAUGUGGAGUUGAUCCAAA